Molecule: messenger RNA, 3614 nt
Organism: Folsomia candida
Lineage: Eukaryota; Metazoa; Arthropoda; Collembola; Entomobryomorpha; Isotomidae
Exons: 5
Coding region: 1-2190 (729 amino acids)
Source: RefSeq, a predicted model, not a curated record
AUGGAGGCAUUUUCCCACUGUUUGUUACAUUUAAUAAAUUACUCUGGUGAAAAUUUUGGGGUUCCUCAAACACCUCUGAUUAUAUCCAAGUAUAUUAUUUACGAAUAUUUUAUGAAUCUCAAUAAUAGAACGAAAAUAGAUUUUUUGAUAAGACCGUACACUAAAGACGCCAACAACAAGACCGAGUUUACGUAUAUAUUACAAGUUAUGAGAUGGCGAUUGCCAUGUGACGCUCACUUUUAUCUCCAUCCUCCGCAUGAUUCCGACUCCCUAUUUAAUCGGGGGGAGAAUCCUUGGAAGAAAUUGGAAAUUCCUUUCCACUAUUACAACAAUAUACGGCAGACCACUGGGUUGCAUAAUCUUCAGGCUAUGAUUUGGUCUCGUAGCAUCUACCAUAUUUUAGUCGUGGAAAAGAAUACCCAAACAUUAAUGUGGAGACGAGCAAUUGGACGAAUCGUGCACUACUACCCUGUCAUCGUCCCUUUGAUUUUAGUGACUGAAAGUUCCUCUUUUACUCUGGAUGUAAAAAUAGCGUCAGUCAGCAUCGGCUGUAAUCAGUGCGACUAUUUUAAGCAAACUUACAUUCAGUGGGAUGAUAUGUCUACGUUUAACUUGAAAAACUUUCAGGACACGUUGAAAUUGUUGAAUGAAUAUCAUAAAGAGACCUUAGUUCAGGUUGAAGACGACUUGAAUAAUCAAGAAAUUCUAAAAUGGAAUGAGGCAUUCAAGUUACACCAGGGCGAAAUUUCCUUUAACGACUUUCCCAAAUUGGAGACUCUCUUCGGACUAUCGAGUGAUCAAAUAAUUUUCCGAAUUGUCUUUCAAAAUGUAACAUUUGCUAACAGCAAAGAGUCGUUCACACGCUGCAUCAGAGAAUCAAAAGAGGAACAGCUAAAUGUACCAAAUCAUGAAAAUUACGAAAUUUUUUGUCGCAACGGGUUUCAUCCUCUUUCAGUGAAGUUUGAUGCGUUCAGCCGACUCUUAUUUAUUCGAAAAUCCGAAUAUUUCACAUUUCUCUCUUGCGGAGAAGGGAACUUGCCCGCAUUGUCAUUUCAGGGAUUUAUUUCUGCAUUUGAUGUGGAAACCUGGGCAGUCAUCGCUUUAUGUCUCGUCGGAACGACCAUGAUUUGCAUUUCCCUUAUCAACAAGAAACUAGAUUGUUGGAGCCGUAGAUUUUGGUCAGAAUCGCUGUUUGGAGCUUUAAAGCUUUUCCUGGAACAAAGUAAUGCCAUUAUAAUAAAUAAUGCUACACGGAGUAAAAGUUACGCCGUUUAUUGCAUUUGGGGAGCAUCUCUUGCAAUGUGUGUCAUAAUUGGAAAUCAAUACAAAGGGGAAAACAUUAGCCAAAUUUCUGCACCUUUUCAAUCAGAACCACCGGACACCUUUAAAAGUUUAAUUAGUUCAGAGUACAAAAUUUACAGCAAAAUUCAUUUAACUUUACAACAGAGUAUAUCUGAGCUAUUUUCGGCUUCAAUACAUACGUCGCCAGUACUUGAGGAUUAUACAGAAAUACAUCCUUUCGAAGAACACAUUGUUUCUUUUUCCCCUGCAAAGUAUAUUCUCCAGAAUGUACACUUCCACCCCAAUGAAACGCUCGCAAUUAUUCUGAGCCAGUCAAAUUUCUCGUUCUUGAAAGCACUCGCCCCUUGCGACAAAAUUGCUUUAGCUGGCUGGAAAGACGAACUCAAGACAUUACACAAUCAAUUGCGAUCCCGAAUAAAAGGUCACAAAUUGGUGGGAAUAGGUAACGAAAACCUUUAUCAACGACAUCAUGGCUGGGAAAUUUAUAACUGGCCAGACAGAAACGCUUUUAUGAAAUUCUAUUCCCUUCACGAGUCGGGUAUUUCCAACCAGUGGAUAAACAUUGAGAAUUUUAGGGAUAUGAAAUUUAUGUCGACAGAUUCUACAAGAAACGUUUAUAAACCACUUCAGUUAUCCGGAAAUACUGGAACAAUUUUUUUACUGUACAUGGCUGGUAAUGUCAUUGGAAUAGUCAUAAUAUUAGCUGAAAUCUCGAUUCAUGAACAAAGCGACAAAAAGUGCAUUUUUUAUGGAGAACAGGCAAUGACGAAGAAAUUUCGAUCCUAUACGGGAAUUCCAACACCCACAGUUGAUUAUGGAUUCAUAAGUAACCGCCCAAAAGUCACUAACGUCCAAAAACAACCUCUCGAUUUAACAAUCACAAUGUAAAUACUCAAAACAUCUUGUAUUAGCAUAAAUACUUAACUGCAAACACAAUCGUGAGAUGACUAAAAGAAAAUUUUAAAAUAUUGAAAACGUGUUUAUUAUAUGAAGAACUGGGUCAUAACUAUAGAUGUCUUGUUUAAUUUCCACCGUCAAAAACUAUAAUUCAAUAAAAUCCAGAAGCAUACAUCGCUCUCACUGCCCGUCAAUUAAAGAAUUGAUAUUUUCAUAGCCAUUUCUUUCAAUAAGGCGAGUAAAUAGUGAAAGAUAUCUAAUUGUGAAGGUUCCACAUUAAAGUAAUUUAAACAUACAUAUAUGUAUAUAACUUGAACGAAUAGAGAUUGACGGAAGGCUUAAAAAAUAUCCACACUGCCCUUUGCCCCCCUUUGCCCAUAUCGACCUUCACCACCUUUUCCGAUGAAGGUAACAUGCAUUUCCGUGCGGGACAUUUCAGAAAAGCGUAGUACUACUUCGAUCGACAUUUAAAAUUGGAAGUGCACUUCUCCCACGAAAACCUGAAUUUCUCAUGGAAAUUCUCCACUUUAAAGGCUUGGCACUAAUGAAGCUGAAAAAACUACGACAAUGCUGCAACAGCGCUUCAAGAAUUCGGACAACAAACUGCCUGAAACAAAAUCAAUAGCCCUGGACUACCUACUUGGGACGCAGCCAUGCAUUAAAAGGGUCAUUUGCAGAAGGGGCAAAAAUUUGGGAUUCACGCUCUUCUAUUACGAAAACCCCUAUUGAGAGGUCGUUGUUAUUUCGGAUUGAAUUUGAACACCAUGCAUAAUUUUAUCUAAAAGCAACAAAAUGCCAACAGAAACAAACAAGUUUGACUUGGCCAAGAUAUAUGGAAAUCAAUGACGAAGCACCCAAAUCAACGACAAUAUUUGGAAAAUGAAUCCAGAGAUUUUAUUGGCCAAGUGUGAAGUAAAAAGUAAAAUAUUUGAUAAAGCUAAUCGACAUUUUAAAAAAGUCAAAGAGCACAAAGGCCAAUGUUGGAAUGCUGAGGGAGGCGGAACAAUGCAUUAAAAUUUAUACCGAACGAGCCGAUGCUGGAACCACAUGCACAUUCUCACGAAGACGAUGAAAAAGAUGCCUCCGAUGAUGACCUGGUUGAGUAAUCACUCAUCCUCAGUUAACAUGCAAUAUUAAAUAUGAGAUUUAAAAUGAAAUACGUAAGAAAAACAUUUGUACUGUCCGAUAAUUUACUCCAAGAAUAAAAACAAGAUCCAACAUACAUAAAACAUAAUAUUGUGUACGUACAACAACAACAACAUUGACCCGCUUAACUAUUUCGACUUUUAGUAUUCUCCGAUUAUGCAUGUAUGACUGAUUAGUUUUGGUUGGACGAAAGUUUUUUUUGUUUGACGGAAUAAUUAAUGACACCAACAUUUCAGCACAUCAACUUUUACAACUCUUAUAAUAAAAAU